Molecule: messenger RNA, 1636 nt
Organism: Myodes glareolus (Bank vole)
Lineage: Eukaryota; Metazoa; Chordata; Mammalia; Rodentia; Cricetidae
Gene: Rabl2b
Product: RAB, member of RAS oncogene family like 2B
Molecular function (GO): GTPase activity; GTP binding
Source: RefSeq, a predicted model, not a curated record
CGCCAGGCACUGCGCUAGCCAGCCCGCGCCCCGAUGGGGUCCUUCGGGCCAUUGCCGGACAGCCCAGCUCGGGGUCCUGGUGCGGUCGCGUAGCAGCGGCGGAGACGCUGCCGAGCCGCUACAGGAGUGCGUUAGCCUGUUAGCAGACAGUGAUAAGACUCCAAGGCUGGCUCUUGUCUACAGCCAAGAGCUAAUGGCAGGGGACAGAGCCAAACAUUGUGAGCUGGACCAAGAGAAAUACGAUGCUCAUGACAACGUGAAGAUCAUCUGCCUGGGGGACAGUGCGGUGGGCAAGUCCAAACUCAUGGAGAGGUUUCUCAUGGAUGGAUUUCAGCCACAGCAACUGUCCACAUAUGCUCUGACCCUGUAUAAGCACACGGCCACAGUAGACGGCAAGACCAUCCUUGUGGACUUCUGGGAUACAGCAGGCCAGGAGCGGUUCCAGAGCAUGCAUGCCUCCUACUACCACAAGGCUCACGCCUGCAUCAUGGUAUUUGAUGUCCAGAGGAAAAUCACUUAUAAGAACCUGGGUACCUGGUAUGCAGAACUUCGGGAGUUCAGGCCGGAGAUCCCAUGCAUCCUGGUGGCCAAUAAAAUUGAUGACAUACAGAUGACUCAAAAGAACUUCAGCUUUGCCAAGAAGUUUUCCUUGCCCCUGUACUUUGUCUCCGCUGCUGAUGGAACCAAUGUUGUGAAGCUCUUCAAUGAUGCAAUUCGAUUAGCUGUGGCUUACAAGGAAAGUUCCCAGGACUUCAUGGACGAGGUUUUACAGGAGCUUGAGAACUUUAAACUGGAACAGAAAGAGGAGGACGCGCCAGACAGAGAGCAGAGUGACGUGAUCAAGAGCCCAUCUCCUCCUUAGUCAAGAGGACACCCACACAUGGCUGAGCUGGGGUGCUGGACGCCAUUUGGAAUAUCCAAUAUCUCUGGAGAACCUCUCCAGGCUGCCCCUGCUCAGCUUCCUGCAAAUCCACUGCUCUGUGGUCCAUGACGAGGUCAACACAAACACACUAGACAGGCAUGAUAUCCCCCACCACCUUCCUGCAGCAGGGUGAGGGAUCCAUGUCUUUGACAUCUCUCCACCCUACCAGCAGCCUGGCAGUGUAGAAUCAGUGAACACACUCAUGUCUUCUUACUAGACACUUAAGUUUGUCGUCCUUCAUCCCAAACUGACCUCAGGGACUCUCUUUGCACUCCUGCGGACAGAAUGUGUCCUACAGAAUCUGUGACACCUCUGUGUGUUUUCCCUCUGAGUUUCCCAACCAACUUUUUCAACAUUAUUCUGGACAGACAACUGUUAAUUCCAGGUUUUUAGUGCUGUUUCAGGAGCUCUUGGUCGGGUGGGGAGCACAGGAGCAGGGCUACUGCAGUCACGUGACCGCAUGGCAAGUCUGGCCAUGUCUAGUCACACACACAUUACUGUUCCCCGCCACAUGGACAUCUCAGGGUAGAGAGCACUCCUCCACUUGUCCAGAGCAGGUUAAACACUCAUCUUCUGUGGAUGGCAGAGGAAGAGCUGCCCUGCAUCUGCAGCUUGUUAGUUUGCUCUUAUGACUGUCUUGAGCAUCGUUUGCAUUGUCUUUAUUAUUUUGUUUGUAUUGUUUCCUUUUUUACAAUAAAGAUUACAUUUCAUAAA